Messenger RNA from Penicillium soppii, 1986 nucleotides. RefSeq lists its product as uncharacterized. NCBI's taxonomy places the organism in Eukaryota, Fungi, Ascomycota, Eurotiomycetes, Eurotiales, Aspergillaceae. The record is from RefSeq and is a predicted model, not a curated record. The coding region runs from base 1 to 1986 and encodes 661 amino acids. The transcript has 2 exons.
AUGGGAAAACUCGUCAGACUCAUCGGCUCAGGUAUCGGCGCAGGCAUCGACCUUGCCUCCGAAGCCAUUUCCUCAGCCCGCAACAAACAAUCCAACAUAUCCGAGCAUGAUACGCCUUCGCGCGAUCUGACGAUAGACCAAAGCAGCGAAUUUGUUUUCACGGACGAGAAGGCAGCUGGCACACUCGUUAGCGGGGGCUACGCAGAGUUGCCAGCCGAGUCGCACAUCCACCAGCAUUACGCAGAGCUCCCUGCCGGCAGCGAAGCCCUUCUUUACGGACAAUACGCAGAGCUACCCGCCGGUGAUGAGCCAUCUCUCCCCCAAAACUCACAACUGCCUGCCAUUCCCGUGAAGCUGGAAAAUGAGCCUUACGCCAGCAUCCAAACAAUUCACCGUGAGAGUAGCGAUCGACCUACCCUUUCCGACGGCAAUGAACAAGUCUACAGCCAGGAUCCACACCGGUCCGUAAUUCCUGAGAAUCUCCAUAUACAAACUGCCGCCGGCAAUGACACAAUCUACCACCAAGAUAUUCACCUCCACGCAGUUCCCGAGAAAUUGACUAUACAACCUACCGUUGGCUGUGAAACAUUUCACAACACGAAUAUGGUCAAUCCGGCUAGUUCUGAGAAGAUGUACAGCCAAUAUUCAGAAGAUCAGUAUCCUGGAUUGGAUAAGGAAAUAAGACCAUCCCGCGGGACAGAACGCGACUUGGACGUGUAUAGCGAAUCAAAUUACUCGAUUGAUUUGGACCGCGAAAUUGAUCAAACCGAGCAAGUCUGGAAAUUGGAUGAGACAACUCAGCGUGAUCUGCCGCCAAAUUAUGAAGAAUUUCCACAUGGUGUCACUUAUGCAAACGAGAUAAAUCACGCGCAGGAAUGCGAGGAUAUGAUUCGGGAACUUGCGCAGAUGGCAGGACCAGCGAUUUCUACGCAUCGUAUUCCUUGUCCUGUUGCCAUUCCUCAGCGCAGGCCUGGGUACAAGUAUCGUGGUUUUGUGCGUGCCUAUGCGCCUGUCUUGGCCGGCUGCGGUAUCUCCUCGGAUUUGUUUUUGGAGUUCCUGGAGGACUUUUACCAAGCUAGCCAGGCUUCCGAGUGGCUGGAUGUUGUCAGUAUCGCAGCAGAUAUCGGAGACCGCAACAAGGCCGCAUAUAUCACAGAUCAUGUUGUCCAAGUCGUGGCAGGAACAAUUGCUUCUCGUGACCGUGCAAACACUUUCCUCGGUCGAGUCAACCAAGAAAUUCUCAUGCCUCGGGGUCUCUACGCUAUGGUAGUGGAGUUCAAAGACGAAGUUCCCAGCCAAGACCAAGGGCCGCUGAGUCUGCUUUCUCUAAAGCUCCGCAAGACACUAUUUGCGGCAGAAGGUAUCGCAAUCAGCCAAUUAGCGAGCAAUUCCAACACCAACACCGGACACCCUCAUGGUCGAAUUCAACUACCUAAGAUUGCGCCGUUAGAAUUCCCCGAUUUAGACCAGGAAGCCAAGGUCACAGAGUCCGCUAUGGCUGCUCCCAAGUCAAAACAUACCAGCUUGGUCUCCCGCUACCAACAACACAAGCAAUCCUGUGACAAUGGGAAACUGAUCACAAUGCUUUCGGGAGGCAGGCUGGGGACCAAGCCCGGGUUGAUUGAGCGAGCCACGACGUCAAUCAAAAAUUCAGAAUAUGUGAACCCAAGUCGGAUAUCAGGGUCCACAGGAGACAAAUCGGGAAAUAAGUCAAGCCUAAUUGGGCUCGCUGCGAAUUCAUUUAUGGAGCAUAGAAACACCAAGCGGAUUCGAGAUGAAUCAUCUCGAUGCGGAAUCAAAGAGCAAUGGCAGAAGAACCGCGGUGUGAAAUCUCCCGACCAUGCUACGAAGGCUCUGCAGCGAAAUGUGCAGUAUUUGAUGAUUGUCAAUACCCCCACCCAAGAAGAAAUGGAGCAAUCGCUGUAUCAACUGGAUUUGCUUGUGCAACAGGCUGGGCCGCGUGCAGCACGGGGUCGCAGGUCUUGA